UUCACGUCCAACUGCCAAUCUGUCAUUUUGUCUGAACAUUAAAUUAUUUAAAUGCGUUGUGACAGGUUAAGACCACACCUGUACGUAUCUGCGCUGUCUCGUAGAAAUGCGGCAUUUGCUUGUCACUCACAGACGGAAAAGGUAGACAACAAUAACUUGCUGUUACAAUGUCGAUCAACAAGGACGAAUCUUGGGCUGUCAUAAAGAAGCUAGACACGGUGAAGGAUUACAAGACCUGUGCGCACGUUUAUGAUGAAAUAUUUGAUACACUUUCCUAUAGUGCACCAAACCACGUGGCGCGAGCAGUUAAUGAGUUGCUAGGCAACAAGAAGGAUGCUCUGAUACUGGAUGCAGGGGCUGGGACAGGAUUGGUGGGGAAGGAGCUUCACGAUCUCGGCUUCACUAACCUCGAUGCUCUUGAUGGAAGUCAGGAAAUGCUUAAUAUAGCCAAUCAGAAAGGUGUUUACAAGAGGACUAUUUGUGAUUUGCUUGGCACAAAUAGAUUAGAUAUAUCAAAUGACACGUACUCCUGUGUGUUGGUAGUUGGUACCAUUGUUCCUGGCCAUGCUAACGCCAGUUGUCUCCCGGAGCUCAUUAGAAUUACCAAACCAGGUGGAUUUGUGGUCAUAACAACAAGAGACGUUCACGUGCAGGGUUGCGGGCAUGCCGGGAAAUCUCUGGCAGAGUGGAUGGGGAUACACGAGAAAAACAAGCUUUGGCGAAAGAUGGAGACUAAGAGAGUCGAAAAUUACCUGGAUGGCCAUGCUGGGAGUAUUGAUAUAUUUCAGGUGGUUUGAGGAGUCCUGAUAUCACGUGGCCACUUUAAAAUAGAAUAAUGUGAUUGUCACUGGUAUAUCUCAAUAGGCUAAGAAGAGACAUAUAACAGUUUGACGGAGACAUUGACUAA
Lingula anatina is the source of this 907-nucleotide messenger RNA. Its product is annotated as methyltransferase-like protein 27. The record is from RefSeq and is a predicted model, not a curated record. NCBI's taxonomy places the organism in Eukaryota, Metazoa, Brachiopoda, Lingulata, Lingulida, Lingulidae.